AUGCCUCGGCUCUUCGGAAGUCAAGGCAACGCCCUCCGCUACCGUAUCACAGCGGCUUGUGGCAGCGGUUUUCUCCUUUUUGGAUACGACCAGGGCGUCUUUGGUGGUCUUCUGAGCAACCAGACCUUUCUAAAGACGUUCAACUACCCAAGCUCAACUAUCCAGGGCCAGAUCGUAGCCACCUACGAUAUCGGCUGCAUUAUGGGUACACUGCUAUCUAUCUUUAUCGGCGACAAGAUCGGUCGUCGACGGUCAAUUCUUGCGGGCUGCAUUAUCCUCAUCAUCGGCGGUAUUAUGCAGGCUGCUUCAUACUCUCUGGCGCCUAUGAUUCUAGGUCGCAUUAUAGCCGGCAUAGGCAAUGGCAUGAAUACGAUCGCCAUUCCUGUUUGGCAGUCUGAGACGGCUAAGCCCGAACACCGCGGCAAGCUGAUUGUCCUUCAAAUGGUCACCAAUAUCUUUGGAAUCGCCCUUACCAACUGGAUGAACCUUGGCUUCACGUACAUCCCAGAUAACCCCGUAUCCUGGCGCUUCCCAUUGGCUUUUCAGUGCUUCUUCGGCCUGGUCACCAUGUGUCUGGUGUGUGUGGCUCCAGAGUCACCCCGAUGGCUCGUUAUGCGUGACCGCACUGGGGAGGCACAAACUAUCUUGGCACGCCUCGCAGCCAAACCCGAGACUGACGCGUCUGUUGUUGAGGAAAUUAGUCGUCUUGUGACAUCCGUCCGCCACGAGGCUGCAGUUCAAGAUGCUGUGACGGUAAAGGAGAUAUUCCGCAACGGCGAACAACAGACGCUACGCCGUGUCCUGCUUGGCGCCGGCACGUCAGUAUUCCAGCAGAUUGGAGGCGUAAACGUCAUUGCCUAUUAUCUACCCGUCGUGCUCGUCCGGUCUUUUGGCAUGUCGGAACGGCUAGCCCUUAUCCUCUCAGCUGUCGACUCUAUGCAGCUUAUGUUUUGGGGUGCUUUGGCCGCCUUUCUGAUCGAUCGAGUCGGUCGUCGACGUCUGAUGAUCAUGGGGGUUGGCUGCAGUGGUGUCUGCUUCACCCUUGUGGCAGUUGGACUACGUUAUGGCGGACCCAGCGCCGACGACAGCAACAGGGCCAUGUCAAUUCUGGCUGUUACCUUCAUCUUCCUUUAUUAUGUCUUCUAUGGCAUGUCUUUACUCUCUAUUCCCUUCAUGUAUCCUGCCGAGAUCAAUGCACAACGAAUGCGGAAUACCGGUACAUCUAUUGCUACUGCAGUCAAUUGGACUUGCGUCUACCUGGUAGUUGUGGUAACCCCUGUGGCGAUUGAUACGAUUGGGUGGAAAUACUACCUGAUGUAUGGUAUUUUCAAUUUUGUCUUCGUCCCAAUUGCGUGGUUCUUCUACGUGGAGACGGCAAAAUUAUCGCUCGAGCAGGUCGACCGCCUCUUUCAAAUCAAGUACGAGGGUGGGAAAGAUAUGACCUGGAAGGAGGCUACGCAGCUGGCUCGGAUGGAAGUGCAUGAGGCAGUGGAGGCCAAAACUCAGGGUGCAGAGCAGGCUGAAACCUAUCACUGCGAGAGCACUGAGGGCAAGAAUUAA
Fusarium falciforme is the source of this 1560-nucleotide messenger RNA. RefSeq names its product Putative hexose carrier protein. The record is from RefSeq and is a predicted model, not a curated record. Gene Ontology annotation, cellular component: membrane. Gene Ontology annotation, biological process: transmembrane transport; carbohydrate transport. Lineage: Eukaryota; Fungi; Ascomycota; Sordariomycetes; Hypocreales; Nectriaceae. The coding region runs from base 1 to 1560 and encodes 519 amino acids. The transcript has a single exon. Gene Ontology annotation, molecular function: carbohydrate:proton symporter activity.